Mya arenaria is the source of this 3856-nucleotide messenger RNA. RefSeq lists its product as uncharacterized. The record is from RefSeq and is a predicted model, not a curated record. Bases 46 to 3411 code for a protein of 1121 amino acids. The transcript has 3 exons. NCBI's taxonomy places the organism in Eukaryota, Metazoa, Mollusca, Bivalvia, Myida, Myidae. Gene Ontology annotation, molecular function: protein binding.
ACGGCAUUCGGCGGAUGUAUACACGGAUGUUCACAUUAUAUUGUAAUGAUGGCGGCAAUGAUAUGGGAUAAUGACUCGAUCAACUUUUUAAGUAGUCAGAUGGGAUUAUGCUUCGUUGCAAAAAAACUUGAGCCAUACACAGAACAAGGACUGAAGUAUGUGCACGCGGAGGUUUCUAAAGUAAUGGCCGCUGUCCCACCUUGCACAGUCCAAUGCAGUCGAACAUACGGCAGUAACAUAACAAGCUGGUGCAAAAGUUGUCGGGGUUGGAAAAAAUGGUUGGACCAGUUUAGAAGAAAAAGAGUUCCAUUAAACAUAGCUCGAUGUCAUUCAUGGAAAUGGAACGAGUCAUACCAGGAUAUUAUUGAAUUUUAUUGUCCAAAUGAAUGGGAGACUAUUCCCGGUAUACGAGACAUAGCUUGCAGCUGUCAUAUUUGGAAGAAUUGCACAAAGUUUAAGAUCAAGUCUUUUGUAACAUCCAAUGUACAGAAAGUCAGAAAUAAGUAUGUGGCCCACAACCAGGAUUUGAAAGUCAGCGAUGAUCAAAAGAGUGAAAUAUUCGAUGCUCUACAAGACCUUGUAAAGGACAGUGACAUUUCCAACAUUGAUACUAGAGAAUGCAUAGAACAACUUAUAAACAUUCAAAAUGGCGAUGUUUGCAACGAAGUUACACGCAUGUUACAUAUGCAACUCAAGAUUGAUCAGCAUCAAGUGACAUUAGAAAGUAUUGAGAAGACAGUUGAAAGGAUAUUAGCACAGACCUUUGACAGCCAACAUCCUGGAUUAAACGUUCGGAACAUUUGCAAGACAGCAUUUGGUCAGCUUACAAAGUGUUUUGUCAUAUGUUUUAUGGUCAUGAUUAUUGCAACCAUGAUUAUUGCAUUUACGUUCACGUACGUAAACACACCGAAACAAGGCAUCGUUGAACAGUACAGUGAUACAUGUAUUUCCGAGGAUUAUUCAUUUCCAGUACCACAAGAUCUGCCUUUGAACGGCUAUUUUUCUAACCACGGACCCCUCGUUGGAAGGGACUGGCUUUUUGCUGAAUUAGAAAAAGAUAUAUUUAAAGAUGAUAAAAUGCAUGGCAUAAUUAUAAAGGCUGAACUAGGAUAUGGGAAAUCCGCUUUGGUCAAUCAAGUAUUAUGCGCAAAGGAUGGCGAAAAGGGAAGUCACAUGAAAGCGAACGUUGUUGCGUUUCAUAUUUGUAAGUUUGAUGUCGCAAGCACAACUAACCCGGCCAGAUUUGUCACGAGAACAGCAGGACUUCUAUCAUCAACAAUUCCAGAAUAUAAAACCUUUCUCAAAGAGAAGCUUCCAGCUGACUCAAUCAUAUAUGAUCGGUUUGAAUGUGAACGAGAAAUUGAAGCAUGCUUUGAUCAGGCCAUUACUAUUCCUUUUCAAAAACUAAACAAUAUCAACAUGGGCGUUCGCGCAAACAAACUAUUCGUUAUAGAUGCCAUUGAUGAAUGUGUUGACCCUCGUGUCAAUAAAAAUCAUAUAAUGGAUAUUUUACUUUCAAGGAUGUGGAAAUUUCCAAAAUGGAUUAAAUUCCUGAUUACAUCGAGACAUAUAAAUCUUUCUGAAGAUAUUCUCCGAUAUUUUCACGAAAAGCUGCUUCUUGCGCAAGAUUCAAGAAAUGUCGAAGAUAUAAAUAAAUAUAUUAUAGACAACAUGCCUGUGUCUGUAGAUGCCGAUAUUCUCUUGAAACAGAGUGGUGGAAACUUUCAAUAUGUUAUAAGUGUACUGGAGCUCGAGGAAAAUAUAUUGAAUAUCAAUCAAAGCUUACCCCGAUCGAUGGAUGACAUUUAUAAUCAUAAUUUUGAUAGAUUGUUUCCUAACCAAGAAAGUUUUGACAUGGCAAAAACGACUUUUGAAAUUGUUGCAGCUUCAUAUUUCAGAAAACCGUCGGACCAACUAAACGAUCUGCUUUCUUGGAAUAAAAACCAACUUUACGGUAAAGCUACAUUACAAUUUGAUGUACUAAGUCAUUUUAUUGCAAACCAAAGUGAAGGGUUGACAUUUUAUCAUCAGUCGCUUUUUGUUUGGUUGACAAGCAACACAAACCAAAAAUACAGGAUUUCUGUUCCAAAUGGACAUGGGAUGAUUUCAAACUACUAUUUGAAUAAAUCACUCAUAAGUACAGUAUCAGAUCUGGUUAAACUUUCCAUUCACGUUGCGGAGUCAAGGAAUGAAACACUUCAGACCAGGUUUAUGUCCCUUCGUUUAGGCGAAUUUAAACAGAACCCUAUCCACGAGUUCAUUCGAAGAUACUCCUCUGUAGCGGGACUAAAACUGUUAUUUCACCACUUUCCCCGAUUGAAUGAUAUGGACAAAUACGGCGAAACUAUGGCGUUUAUUGCAGCCAAACAAGGACAUACAAUGCAACUGAAAUAUCUGGAAACACACGGGAAUAUCUUUACCUUUAGAAAACACAGCAAUGAUGUUUUAUAUAAGAAUUAUUUGCCAACAAGGUUAGGUCAGAACGAAACAUUAUCUGGAUUUAAUUUGUUACAUGUUGCUACGAUGUAUCAUAGGAUUGACGCAGUUAGAUAUUUACUUACAAAGCUUGAUACACCUACCAUUCAACAGAAAACUGCCAUGGGUCACACUGCAGAUGAAAUUGCAUGCGAAAAGGGAUUUUUAGACAUUCUCUCUGUUCUGAAACCAUCAGCCGAUAAGUUUGUGAAUUGUAUGUAUUACGCUGCUGCGGAAAAUCAUAUUGAAUUGAUAAAGAUUUUAUCGGAAGAAAUGAAAUCCUCGCAGAUUGAAUGCGUUUCUGACAGUGAAUCACAACUGGCGUUUGACCAAGUGACAGAAAUAGCUUUGGACAAUUGGUACGAAAAAGACCCGUCACAACUCCUAGAUUUGUCGUUGUCUAUCAGAGCAAUGAAAGACACACCCCUCCAUAUGGCCGUUAGAAGGUUCUCCGUAGACGUUGCAGAAUUUUUGAUAGACACAUAUCCUAAUCUUUUGAAUUGCAAUAAUGCGUUUGGAAUAACACCAAUGUUACUUGCAGUAAACUUGAACAGAUCUUCCCUAUUUAAAGGAAUGGUUAACCAGGUUAUGUUGGACAAAUGCUCUGAAAGAUCGUUGGUAAUUAACAAAACCUUAGAGCAUACCUGGAUGGGUUAUUCAGAUAUUGGCUUUAUACAUUACCUUGUGAUGUUUGGAAUAUGUGACAACUUCUGCAUCCCGGGGAUGACAUUCGCCCACCUUGCUGUGCUUCAUAACAGACAACACAUGCUAAAGUUUGUUCAUUCUAAGUAUGGCUCAAUGUUUGAAUGGAAUGUUAAGGACUAUUCAGGGAGAUAUCCUCAUGAUUACAAAGGAAUAUCUGACACUGUAUUAUACCGAUGUAAGAAAUUCUUCUCUCUAGUUGAUUCUGGUUUACUGGAAAACCAGAUACAUUGAUACAUGGUAUUAAACAGAAACUACGAGAGACAAGGAGGAUACGUUUUCUAGUACGUUUUCAUGAUUCCUAGCCUCUGAUCCCAUUUCACAACAUCUUUUGUACGAUAAGGUUUGGUCAGGUAUUGAACUCUUGAUCUCCAAUAGGAGAAGACUCUAGAUAAACCCUGUGUACGAGAUAAACCCUGACAGAUAAAUAUAUACAAGUAUGGACUGACAAUGUUAUGCGCCUUGGAUUUUUAUGUUUAAACUUUUGGCUACUGAGCUUGUUUCUGUAGUUUUUCACAUAAGUAUUAGAAGUUGUGUGGUUUGUAUCAUAUAUUACAUAGACUGGAUUUUUUUGUGUUCUACGUUUACAAUAUAAUACUACUAUGGCAGUAACAUAUAUGUCGGCGGAAAUGGAGGGCGGGAUGCUACUCACAGAUAGGGUCUAUGAUGGCAGCCAUAG